Molecule: messenger RNA, 1131 nt
Organism: Rotaria sp. Silwood2
Lineage: Eukaryota; Metazoa; Rotifera; Eurotatoria; Philodinida; Philodinidae
Source: the annotation of a GenBank genome assembly
AUGUUUAAUGAAACAACAAAAAAGAAUAUUUCAAAUUUAAGUCCAACGAAUUUAAAAAAUUCUCAAUCAGCUACAAAUCUCGGAAAAAGAAAAUCUUCAUUGUCGAUACCUUCAACGGCUACACCACGUCCAUUAACAUCAGUUAAUUCUUCUCCAUCAUUAGAUAAAAUUGUUAAUACAUUAUCUGCUCUUGAACGUCUCAAUCUCAUAUCGGAACAAAUUAAUACAAAUUCACUAUAUUUAUCUCGCGUUGCUGAUACAUUACCACGUAAAGAUUCAUAUUUAAGAGUAAUUCUUGGUGGUGUUGAUGUAUCAAUAUUAAAUAAAGCUGAUAAAUGGACAUAUAAACAAGAAUAUGAAAAAUUUAAAUUUAUUGUUACAUGUAUUUCAUUAGUAUCUUCACUUGUCAUUUGGUCAUUAACAUCACGUUAUCGUGCAUUUGAUGCAUUAUUUCAUUUUUUAUUGGUUUGGUAUUAUUGUACAUUGACAAUACGAGAAUCGAUUUUAAUUGUCAAUGGAUCACAUAUUAAUCCUUGGUGGCGAGCUCAUCAUUUUAUCUCAACAGUUGCCACAGCUAUUUUAUUAACAUGGCCUGAGUCUGCAUCUUAUCAUACAUUUCGUACGCAAUUCUUUGUUUUUUCGUUUUACUUAAGUUUUGUCCAAGUUCUUCAGUUUUAUUAUCAACGUGGUUGUCUGUAUCGAUUACGGGCAUUAGGUGAAACACAUGAUAUGGAAAUAACUAUCGAAGGUUUUCAUCGAUGGAUGUUUCGUGGUCUAUCAUUUUUGGUUCCAUUUCUUCUUUUUGGCUAUUUAUUUCAAUUAUAUAAUGCAUAUUCAUUAUGGCAAUUAGCACAUGUAUCAACUACACAUGAAUGGCAAGUAAUGGUAUUAGCAAUAAUAUUUUUUGUGCUUUUCUUGGGCAAUAUAUUAACAACAUUAAGUGUUUUACGUGAAAAAUUACGCGAAAAACCUCCACCAACAUUAUUAAAAGAAAAAUAUCAAAGUUUAAAAACAUUUUUAUCAACAAAUUAUCAUCGACGAACACGAUCAAUUCAUCAAUAUGGAAAUCGAGAAGAAAAAGAGCGAUCUAAUAAAGAUAACACUAUUCAUAUAACAUCGAAAGAAGAUUAA